CUGGACUUCCAUAAACUCGCCGCUCGAGCUUGACCAGACGACAGAGAAGUCUAGAGAGAGAGAAGGUUGUAGAGCGAGAGAGCAAGAAACCCCACAACAUACACAUUGCUUUGCUGUGUGUAUAAUAAUAUAUACAAAUUGUAUUACCCGAUAAAUAUAUAUAUACAUAUAGAUACAAAAUUACUGCGUCAUUUCUGUGAUAGAGAGAAACUAUUCCAAAAAAGUUCACCUUUGCAUCAUCAUCAUCAUCGUCGUCAUAAUCUCUGUUGAAUACUCUUGGGUUUCUUCUUUAUCAUCGUCUUAUUAUUACCGAUCUGAGUCACCGAGCGGUGUGUGGUUUCUCCGACUCGUUCUUCUCUUUAUUGAUGAGAAGGAGAUCGAUUGGGCUUAGAAGUCAUCAUUAAUGGCUGCUCCAGUUAAUAUUAUUGUAGGGUCACACGUUUGGGUUGAAGAUCCUGCUUUAGCAUGGAUUGAUGGGGAAGUGACCCGAGUUAAUGGGCAAGAGCUUCAUGUACAUACCACAAAAGGGAAAACAAUUGUUACAAAUGUCUCUAAAGUAUUCCCUAAAGACACUGAAGCUCCACCUGGAGGUGUAGAUGACAUGACACGGCUUUCAUAUUUACAUGAACCAGGAGUGUUACAAAAUCUUGCAGCCAGAUAUGAACUUAAUGAAAUUUAUACAUAUACUGGAAACAUUCUAAUUGCUAUAAAUCCAUUUCAAAGAUUACCUCAUUUAUAUGACACACACAUGAUGGAACAAUAUAAAGGAGCAGGAUUUGGAGAACUUAGUCCCCAUGUUUUUGCAGUAGCUGAUGUUGCAUAUAGGGCUAUGAUGAAUGAAGGAAAAAGCAAUUCGAUAUUGGUCAGUGGAGAAUCUGGUGCUGGUAAAACUGAAACAACAAAGAUGCUGAUGAGAUAUCUUGCACAUUUAGGUGGUAGAUCUGGAGUUGAAGGAAGAACAGUUGAACAACAAGUCCUUGAAUCAAAUCCAGUGCUUGAAGCAUUUGGAAAUGCGAAAACUGUGAGGAACAACAACUCUAGUCGAUUUGGUAAAUUUGUAGAGAUACAGUUUGAUAAAAGUGGAAGAAUAUCAGGGGCAGCUAUUAGAACAUAUCUUCUAGAAAGAUCUCGUGUUUGUCAGAUAUCAGAUCCUGAAAGAAACUACCAUUGUUUCUAUCUUCUUUGUGCUGCACCACCUGAGGAUAGAGAGAAGUUUAAAUUGGAAAGUCCACAGUCAUAUCAUUAUUUAAACCAGUCAAAAUCAUAUGAACUUGAAGGUGUAAGUGAUGCCCAUGAGUAUCUUGCUACAAGAAGGGCAAUGGACAUUGUUGGAAUUAGUGAAGAAGAACAAGAUGCAAUUUUUAGGGUUGUAGCUGCAAUUCUUCACCUUGGUAAUGUCAAUUUUGCAAAGGGAAAGGAGAUUGAUUCUUCUGUGCUUAAAGAUGAGAAAUCUAGGUUUCAUCUCAAUGUCACAGCUGAGUUGCUUAUGUGUGAUGCUAAGAGCUUAGAGGAUGCAUUGAUUAAGCGUGUAAUGGUGACACCAGAAGAAGUGAUUACAAGAACUCUUGACCCUGAAGCUGCAUUGGGUAGUAGGGAUGCUUUAGCAAAAACAGUCUACUCUCGUUUGUUUGACUGGAUUGUGGAGAAAAUAAACAAUUCAAUUGGGCAGGAUCCGAAUUCAAAGUCACUAAUCGGUGUUCUUGAUAUAUACGGAUUCGAGAGUUUUAAACACAACAGUUUUGAGCAGUUUUGCAUCAAUUUCACAAAUGAAAAACUCCAACAACAUUUUAACCAGCACGUGUUUAAAAUGGAACAAGAGGAGUACACAAAGGAAGCGAUAAAUUGGAGCUACAUAGAGUUUGUUGACAACCAAGAUGUUUUGGAUCUUAUUGAGAAGAAACCUGGAGGAAUCAUCUCGCUUCUUGAUGAAGCCUGCAUGUUCCCGAAGUCAACUCAUGAAACUUUUGCUCAGAAGUUAUACCAAACAUUUCCAAAACACAAACGUUUCAUAAAACCGAAACUUUCACGCACUAGUUUUACAAUAGCUCAUUAUGCUGGAGAAGUGAAUUAUUUAGCUGAUCAAUUUCUAGACAAAAACAAAGAUUAUGUGGUGGCAGAGCAUCAAGAUUUAUUAACAGCCUCAAAGUGUCCUUUUGUUGUUGGUUUAUUUCCUCCACUUCCUGUUGAAUCUUCCAAAUCUUCCAAAUUUUCCUCCAUUGGGUCCCGCUUUAAGUUGCAACUUCAAUCUUUGAUGGAAACCUUGAGUACAACAGAGCCUCAUUACAUAAGAUGUGUGAAGCCAAACAAUGUUCUCAAGCCUGCAAUUUUUGAGAAUCUAAACAUUAUUCAACAAUUAAGAUGUGGUGGUGUUCUAGAAGCAAUCAGAAUCAGUUGUGCUGGUUAUCCCACCAGAAGAACAUUUGAUGAGUUUCUUCUUCGUUUUGGUGUUCUUUAUCCAGAUGUUCUUGAUGGAAAAUAUGAUGAGAAGGUUGCAUGUGAGGUGCUUCUUGAUAAAAUGGGAUUGAAAGGCUACCAGAUUGGGAAGACAAAGGUGUUUCUAAGAGCUGGACAGAUGGCAGAACUUGAUGCAAGGAGAGCAGAGGUUCUUGGAAAUGCUGCUAGAAUCAUUCAAAGACAAAUGCGUACUUAUAUUGCACGUAAAGAGUAUAUCUCAAUACGAAAAGCAGCUAUCCAGUUACAGGCUUGCUGGAGAGGUUUAUCAGCUUGCAAGCAGUUUGAGCAGUUGAGAAGGCAAGCAGCAGCAGUUAAGAUUCAGAAGAACUUCAGGUGUUUUGUUGCUAGUAAAUCAUAUCAAACACUUAGGGUUUCUGCAAUCACUUUGCAAACUGGUUUGAGAGCAAUGACUGCUAGAAACGAGUUUAGAUACCGAAAACAAACUAAAGCUGCAAUUUUCAUUCAGGCUUACUAUCGUUACUAUAGAGCAUACUCUUACUACAAGAGUCUCCAAAAGGCUGCAAUUGUUACUCAAUGUGGUUGGAGGCGAAGAGUUGCUAGAAAAGAGCUUCGAUCACUCAAAAUGGCUGCAAGGGAGACAGGGGCUCUGAAAGAGGCGAAGGACAAACUAGAGAAACGUGUGGAGGAACUUACAUGGCGUUUGCAGCUGGAGAAGCGAUUAAGGAGUGAAUUGGAAGAGACAAAAGCACAAGAAGCUGCUAAGUUGCAGGAAGCUCUACGUGUGAUGCAAAUCCAAAUUGAUGAAGCAAAUGCUAAAGUGAUUAAAGAACGUGAAGCUGCAAGAAAAGCCAUUGAAGAAGCUCCUCCAGUUGUUAAGGAGACUCCGGUUAUUAUUCAGGAUACUGAAAAGGUUGACUCGUUGACCGCUGAGGUGGAAAGUUUGAAGUCUUUGUUGCUGAAUCAAAAACAAGAGACAGAAGAGGCUAAAAAGUCUUUGAUAGAAGCUGAUGCCAAAAAUGCAGAUUUAUUGAAGAAAUUCGAAGAAGCUGAAAAAAGAGCAUAUCAGCUUCAAGAAUCUACUCAAAGGCUUGAAGAAAAGCUCUCAAAUAUGGAAUCUGAGAAUCAAGUACUUCGCCAGCAAGCACUCACCAUGUCACCUACCGGAAAGUCCAUGUCAGCAAGGCCAAGAACCAUGAUUAUCCAGAGAACACCUGAAAAUGGGAACAUUCAUAAUGGAGAAUCAAGGAUUACUACACCUGAUACGGCACUUGCAUUAUCAAAUUCAAGAGAGCCAGAGUCUGAAGAGAAACCACAAAAGUCUCUUAAUGAAAAACAACAAGAGAAUCAAGAUCUACUUAUCAAAUGCAUCACACAAGAUCUAGGAUUCUCAAGUGGGAAACCAGUUGCUGCAUGUUUAAUCUACAAAAGCUUACUCCAUUGGAGAUCAUUUGAAGUUGAAAGAACCACUGUCUUUGACCGAAUCAUCCAAACCAUUGCUUCAGCUAUAGAGGUCCACGAUAGUAACGAUGUGCUAGGUUACUGGCUAUGUAACACAUCCACAUUGUUAACACUUCUUCAACACACCCUCAAAGCAAGUGGGGCUGCAAGUAUGACCCCACAAAGGCGUAGGACAUCAUCCGCUUCACUUUUUGGAAGAAUGUCACAAGGACUACGCGCAUCUCCACAAACCACUGGGCUUUCGUUUUUGAACGGUCGGGUUCUUGGUAAGCUGGAUGACUUGCGCCAGGUGGAAGCAAAAUAUCCGGCUUUGUUAUUUAAACAGCAACUCACUGCUUUCCUUGAAAAGAUAUAUGGAAUGAUACGUGAUAAUUUGAAAAAAGAAAUAUCUCCAUUGCUUGGAUUAUGUAUCCAGGCUCCAAGGACAUCACGUGCAAGUUUAGUUAAAGGGAGGUCACAAGCUAAUGCAGUUGCUCAACAAGCAUUGAUUGCUCAUUGGCAGAGUAUUGUUAAAAGCCUUGAUAGUUAUUUGAAGACAAUGAAAGCUAACUUUGUACCUCCGUUUUUGGUGCGCAAAGUAUUCACACAGAUAUUCUCGUUCAUUAACGUUCAGCUAUUCAACAGUCUUUUGUUGAGACGUGAGUGCUGCUCGUUUAGUAAUGGUGAAUAUGUGAAGUCAGGAUUGGCUGAAUUAGAACAAUGGUGUUGUUAUGCAACUGAGGAAUAUGCGGGGACCGCAUGGGAUGAGUUGAAGCAUAUCAGACAAGCAGUUGGAUUCUUGGUUAUACAUCAAAAGCCCAAGAAGACUUUGAAUGAAAUUACCAAUGAACUUUGUCCUGUGCUUAGCAUACAACAGCUAUACAGAAUCAGCACCAUGUAUUGGGAUGACAAAUACGGGACCCACAGUGUUUCAUCAGAAGUCAUUUCAAAUAUGAGAGUCAUGAUGACAGAGGACUCAAACAACGCAGUUAGCAGCUCGUUCUUGUUAGAUGACGACUCCAGCAUACCAUUCUCUGUGGAUGACAUCUCAAAGUCUAUGCCACAAGUAGACAUGGGGGAGAUUGAACCUCCACCUUUGAUACGUGAAAAUUCAGGUUUUGUGUUUUUACACCAAAGGGCAGAAUGAUUGAUGUCUGAAGAGUAUAGGAUAUCUCUAUUCAGACAUGUGUAUACAGAAUUACAGUCCAUCUUUUUUUUUUUUUUUUUUUUUUGGUGUGUUGAUACUAUUUUUUUGUUGUAAUUCCCGGGCAGUUUGGGUUUUUUAUUAUUAGUGU
Molecule: messenger RNA, 5147 nt
Organism: Lactuca saligna
Lineage: Eukaryota; Viridiplantae; Streptophyta; Magnoliopsida; Asterales; Asteraceae
Source: the annotation of a GenBank genome assembly